Molecule: messenger RNA, 3443 nt
Organism: Vollenhovia emeryi
Lineage: Eukaryota; Metazoa; Arthropoda; Insecta; Hymenoptera; Formicidae
Gene: centrocortin
Exons: 7
Coding region: 434-2728 (764 amino acids)
Source: RefSeq, a predicted model, not a curated record
UUAAUUUAGAAAGAGGCAAACACGAAUUCAACCGAGAUUGAAGUUAAGCGACGUGUGGUGAAACCGGAUCUUAGAACUAGAAAAAGAUAAAAGGAAAGUUAAACCGAGAUCAAAAUUAAUCCACAUCGGUAGAAAUAUGGACGUAAGGGCCAGUUUCAACGUCGGUUAACUGUUGACCAGAGUUCAGUUAAUUCCCUAUCUUUCUCCAUCUUAUUUGAGAAGAGACAGAGAAUCAAGUAACCUUCGGUUAGCAGUUAACCGACGUUUAUGAAACGCCCUAACAGUUAGAUAACACCAAUAUUAUUAUUCACUACUCAACAAUGUAAUUGUUACGUGCAACGUUACAUUACAUUUAUAUCGUUGCGUGAGAAAUUAUAAUAUUGACGUUAGGUAACUGUUGGCCAGUGUUUACCGAGUAGAACGCACGUGGUACAUGCGAACUCCUCGACGAUAUCGCGGCGCGGUGCGAGGACGAGGAUUACUCUCGGCGAGCUUGCUGGCCAUGGCGACCUCCCAGGACCUGGAGGACGACUGGACCAUGCUGUGCUACGACCCCGACAACUGGACGCGGAACGAUCUACAGUUGGCGGCGGAGCUCGGCAAGACCCUCCUGGAACGGAACAAGGAGCUGGAGAACAUCAUCAAGUUGCACCAGGCUACCGUGGAGGAGCAAACGCAAGAAAUCGAGUAUAUGAAAAAGCAGACUGCCGCCCUGAGGGAGGUGAACAAUACGCGGCUGAAAGUUUACGAGCAGCUGGAAGUCAGCGUGCAGGAUCUGGAACGUGCGAAUCAUCACCUGGUGAUCGAGAACACCAGCGAUAAGAAACUGAUCAAGAGCCAAUCCGUGACUAUCGAGACUCUGGAAAUAAGAUGCGAGGAGCUUCAGAAGAAGAUUGACGACUUGAUCGAAAAGUUGCGCCAGCACACCGCAAGCCCGUCUAGAAACAAUGCGCAGCAACAGCAUCAACAGCAACAGCUGCAUCAGCAACAGAGCAGCGAUUGGGAAACCUCGGAUACGCAAGGCGGCAGCGAGAAACAGAGAGCUGCCCCGUGUUCGCCGAGGUCCUCCCAGGAGACGAGCGAGUCGACCGCGACGAGCGACGAGGAGAUGACAGAGUUGCUGAAGCAGUUGCAGGACGCUCGCAAUCAAAGGGCUAGGGAGCAGAAGAAGGUCUCCGAGCUCAGUCAGCAGCUGACCACUUUGUUGCAGGAGAACAGCGCAUUGGAGGAGCAAUUAACGGAGUUGCGUAACAAGGCGCAAGAUGUCAAGAGUCUGCAAGACGAAAUUAACACCUUGGAAGAAGUCAGACGAGGUCAGUUAUGCGGCCGUUGCUUGCGUGGCAUGGACACGAGGACGCACGACGAGCUUUCCAUAAUGCUAGAUCAGGAAGAGUACGACGACAUAAGUAUGGCCGAGUCGUUAAUUAGUGAGAAUCAGCGCGACUCCGAAGUGACCGUGCAGGAUACAGGCAACAAGAACGAAGGUACCGACGAACUGGACACCGCGAAUCCCUAUCGAGUCUUGGUAGAGAAGUAUCAGGCCUUGUUGGAAGUGCAGAGGCAUUGUCAGCCCCGUCGCAAGGACGCCACACCCGCGACAUGUAUGUCGUUGCAGGAGGAGCUGGAGAUGUCCGGAGAAUUUAACAAUUUCUAUCCUGCUGCCUCCGAGGUCGAGGCUGCCACAGCUCCGGAAUCAACCAAGACCGUCUCGCGAGCCAAACCAAACGAGAACGCCGGCAAGAAACCCUUCUCGGCCACUCCCACCGAUUUCUCCGAAGCCGAGACGUCGUCUUCAGGCUUCUCGGACGAGACCAGCAACAAGGCGACACAAACUGACGACAGGUCGGCGGGCUCGUUCCUGUGCUCCAUCGCCGACGGCGAGGACUGCAAGUUCAGCAUUUACGACGAUAACAGCCCGUUCGAGAGCAGGUUCCGCAAGACGCCCGAGUACCGGCAGCUCUUCAGCGAGAUCUUCAGCGUUCUGAAACGGGCAGCCGAGGCAAAGGACGAGGGCGAGAAGCUGCCGUUGCUGGACGAACCCGCUACGUCUCAGGCCAAGUACGAGCCGUCGUUUCAGGAAGAUUUGCAGAGCGAGGCGACGGACGACAAUCAGAGCGUCAUGUCCUCCAUGGUAUCGUCGGUGGUCUCGGAACCGGUCUUCAGGGUGCAGUCUACCAGCCCGGCCAAUCCGAAGGACGGCAAACAGUCCGACAAGUCCAGCACCGCCGUGAAUCAGCAGCCCGCGAAGGAUGCGAGCUGCAAAAUGGAUUACGUGUCUCUUAACUUGCGCGUCCGCAAAAAGACCUCGGUGAAGAAGAACUUCACCAAGAAGGCGCAGCUCAACGAUCGGUCAACGCCGGACGUUAUUCCCACGACGAAUCCGAAAUUCGUGUCGGCCAGACCCAGCGGCGGGGGCCGAAGGAGAUUCAAACCGUUCAAUCCUGCCGAGCACGAGCACUCCGGUGCAUGGAACGGCCAGCACAAUAUAUAUGCGAAUCGGUCGAAAGAUAACAAGAAGACAUUCACGCGCGGCCCGCACGAGCAGCAGCAGCAGCAGCAACAGCAACACAACAAUUUCGAGUACAAGGAUUUCAAACCCAGCACCGCGUCAGAGGAGGUGGCUCGGCUGAGACGAUUAGAGAUGUCUUACGCGGAGGUUCUUCGUACGCCUAACAACAAAUCCAGAGCCAAUAAUCAUCAUCACCAUCAUCAUUAUCGUAGGAAUUAAGCGGGCCGAUUAUGACGCACGUACAAGAUGUAGUUUUAUAUAUGAAUUUCGAUUGUAUCCUGAUUAGGAUAGAGAUCUCACGCGUUUAAUCAGCAUCAUUCAUCCCGCGAUGAGAUCCUCCCCAGUAUUGUUUUGUACUUUCUUGUAAAUAUUCGACGGCGUGGAUGCGUCUAGCGGCAUGAUUCUAGGCACUAAUUAACGCGUCCGCGUUAGCUUUAAGUUUGAACAUUUCGUAUUAUAUUGUAUAACCCUUUCUUUCCACGCGGUCAACGUACGACGGCGAGCAUUGGCCCCAUGGUACCGUCGUUAGCCGUUACGGAGAAGAGAAAAAUUUCCUCAUGUGCCAUUUACUCUCCGUGUCAAAAUACCAACUUCCGAUUUCAAAACUCGCACUGCUCUUCGAUAACGUAUCAACCUUCUCCUCGGGGAGGUGACUCUUAGUGCAUGUCAGCAGCAGCAUGCGUGGUGUGUUAGCUUUUGUAUUUUAUAGGUAUGAAUAUUGUGAUGAUGUUGUAUGUAUAAAUAAAUAAAUUCUUUAUCGUAUUAAGUCGCUCUUCCCUCUUUCGCGCUCUGUCGAGCACGUGAUUAUUAUAAGACGGAUCCUCAAGGAGAAAACUAAUAUAUCCAGUACUUGUUCUUGCGUAAAGUAUAUCAUAAGAGUGUGAAGACAUAUGACUUAUAGACAUACACGAAAUAUAAUAUUUGAAACUCGUAA